AUGAGGCGUCUGUGGCUCUGUGUCGGCCUCCUGAGCGCCACCUGCAGCCUGAGCGCCUCUCUGGCCGGAUCUCCCAAAGAGGCGGAGCUCAACGACAACAUCACCAUCUUCACCCGCAUCCUGGACGGCCUGCUGGACGGCUACGACAACCGGCUGCGGCCCGGACUGGGAGAGAAGGUGACGGAGAUCAAAACCAACAUCUUCGUCACCAGCUUCGGGCCGGUGUCCGACACGGAGAUGGAAUACACCAUCGACGUGUUCUUCCGCCAGAGCUGGAAGGACGAGCGCCUGUGCUUCAAGGGCCCGAUGGAGAUGCUGGCCCUCAACAACCUGCUGGCCAGCAACAUCUGGACCCCCGACACCUUCUUCCUCAACGGGAAGAAGUCCAUCGCCCACAACAUGACCACGCCCAACAAGCUGCUGCGGCUGAAGGACGACGGCACGCUGCUCUACACCAUGAGACUCACCAUCUCAGCUGAGUGCCCCAUGCAGCUGGAGGACUUCCCCAUGGACGCCCACGCUUGUCCCCUGAAGUUUGGGAGCUACGCGUACCCGGUCUCCGAGGUGGUCUACUCGUGGACUCAGGAGGCAGCUAAGUCGGUGGUGGUGGCCGAGGACGGGUCCAGACUGAACCAGUACCACCUGAUCGGCCAGACGGCCGGCACGGAGGACAUCUACACCAGCAGAGGUCAGUACACGGUGAUGAUGGCUCACUUCUACCUGAAGAGGAAGAUCGGGUUCUUCGUCAUCCAGACCUACAUGCCGUGCUUCAUGACCGUCGUGCUGUCGCAGGUCUCCUUCUGGCUCAACCGGGAGUCGGUACCGGCCAGGACCGUCUUUGGUGUGACCACGGUGCUCACCAUGACGACCCUCAGCAUCAGUGCCAGGAACUCUCUCCCCAAGGUGGCGUACGCCACGGCGAUGGACUGGUUCAUCGCCGUGUGCUACGCCUUCGUGUUCUCCGCCCUCAUCGAGUUCGCCACCGUCAACUACUUCACCAAGAGGAGCUACGCCUGGGACGGCAAGAAGGCCCUGGAGGCCCAGCAGCCCAGGAAGAAGGACCCUAACCCUCCGGUUCUGUCCAAGAAGCCCAACAACUCGUGCUCGGCGUUGACCUCCAGCGACCUCCUGAAGGCCGUGUCCACCGUCUCCAGCAGCACGGCCGUCCUGCUGCGGCCCCCAGGGGCCCCCAAGGGCCCGGACCCCAAGAAGACCUACAACAGCGUCAGCAGGAUCGACAAGAUGUCCCGCAUCGUGUUCCCGGUGCUGUUCGGGACCUUCAACCUGGUCUACUGGGCCACGUACCUCAACCGGGAGCCGGUGAUCCAAGGAGCCGACUAA
Messenger RNA from Pseudoliparis swirei, 1341 nucleotides. RefSeq names its product gamma-aminobutyric acid type A receptor subunit alpha5 (gene gabra5). The transcript has 9 exons. Bases 1 to 1341 code for a protein of 446 amino acids. Lineage: Eukaryota; Metazoa; Chordata; Actinopteri; Perciformes; Liparidae. Gene Ontology annotation, biological process: regulation of postsynaptic membrane potential; nervous system process; gamma-aminobutyric acid signaling pathway. The record is from RefSeq and is a predicted model, not a curated record. Gene Ontology annotation, cellular component: postsynapse; GABA-A receptor complex; neuron projection. Gene Ontology annotation, molecular function: inhibitory extracellular ligand-gated monoatomic ion channel activity; GABA-gated chloride ion channel activity; benzodiazepine receptor activity.